UCGCGGUGGUCACCUCAGUCCAGGUAGGGAGGAGAACAGGUGUGGUGCCCUUGUCCCGUAGGUGCCCUGUAGAAAAGACCCACGACCGAGGCACAGAGGAACCACACAGAGCAGCCCCGUACGGAGGAGACAUGACAGGAGCUGCCUGCUACAGUUUCACUCAGCCACAACCUUAGAGAAUCACCAAAUAUAUACAGUACUCACCAACACCAGAUUGAUUUCCUUUGGGCUUGAAAGCAAAGUACUGGGGAAAGUGUGAGAGUCCGGAACAUUCUGCUGUAAUCUGACCACAGACCCACACCACACACAAGGUCAUCAUGAAUAUUUCCCUGGAGAACCCGUACGGCAGCGUGACCAUUCCACGCGCCCAUCUGCGCGCCAGCGACGAAAACAGCACGGUCAUCAUCAACCCCAUGGCCCUGGAGCACAACAACGGCGCCAACCCUUACGACGGCGCGCCCGUCUACGGCACAGAGGUCAAGAAUGGCACCCAGAACCCGCCGCCCUACGGAGGGGAUGCCAGCUACACCGUCAAGGAGGACGAGGAGCAGGUAGGCCGCUGCAAUGCUUGCUGCUACCGCUGCCGACGGAAGUGAGAUGCCAACGGCACCAUUAGGGGCCUCAAGCCCUUUGGGACACUACAGAAGACCUGCGGGAGGGGGGAGCUUGGACAGUGCCACCGUCAUCUCCAGGAAGAGAAGGCCAAGAGUUUAAGAGACAUCCCCAAAGGCAGGAUCCUAACAAAGACUAGCCUACUUAUUUUUUGGACUCCAGUGAGAAUAUGAUGAGUAUGUUAUCGCCAAUGUCUCAAAGCCAUGUUCCUGUUGUCCUUUUCAGUUGCCAUUAUAACAGUACUUCUGUAAUGUACUUGGGUAGGGUAUUUAUUUAUUAUCUUCAAAGUGCCUUGUAGAAUUACCUUUGUUGCCACACUCGAGCCAAGACCCUGAUCAUUUUUGCAUUGGUAAAAGUGUUUAUUUAUUAGGGUGUGGCUGGAGAACUGCGGUACUUUACACCUUAAUGGACAAAUACACGUCUUGGACUGUUGAGUCCAGCCUUUGAUCAUUGCCAUAGGUACAUAACAUGUUGUCACAGUUCCUGUAUUAUUGUUAGAACGCAAAAGAAAGAGAGUACAGUGUUCUCUGGUUUCAACGAAAGUCUCUUUUCCAAAAAAGUGCACAUGGACUUUUCACAACACUUUUGGGGUUAAGGCCGAAGAAUGAAGGAAUUCGGCCUCCUCGUGGUUUCUGGGUGUCUUGUCAGAUGAGUUCCUCUCGUUAACCACACCCCAACCAUUGAAACCGUCCCAUCCGCCCACUUCAGAGAUGCAUUCACCUGUCCUUAAAAGGAUGACAAGCUUCCUUAAAAGGACUUGGACUUGCACUCUGCACAAGGACAAUAAAGUUGAAUCUAAUCUAAUCUAAAAGAGCUGAGCUGCUCCAUCAGUGAAAUCUAAGACUGUUCACAUACCUGGAAUAAAAUUCAAAACGAGGGGCCAAAGUGAUUGGAGAUGCGUACUGUCAAGGCCAUUCACAGCAGCUCGAGCGAUUGUUCAUCACAAUAUCAAUUGUUAUAAUAAAAAUGAUAUUUGUUACACACUA
Messenger RNA from Sardina pilchardus (European sardine), 1598 nucleotides. RefSeq lists its product as uncharacterized. The transcript has 2 exons. Bases 318 to 596 code for a protein of 92 amino acids. NCBI's taxonomy places the organism in Eukaryota, Metazoa, Chordata, Actinopteri, Clupeiformes, Clupeidae. The record is from RefSeq and is a predicted model, not a curated record.